Staurois parvus is the source of this 356-nucleotide messenger RNA. NCBI's taxonomy places the organism in Eukaryota, Metazoa, Chordata, Amphibia, Anura, Ranidae. The record is from the annotation of a GenBank genome assembly.
GGUGUCCAGUUUUUUGUACUGUUGAAUCGUUGGUGAGGGGUCGCACUGGACACCUUAGCUGCCAUUGUGCUACAUGCUGGGUGUAAUUCUCCUUAUCUGUCCUUAUUCUGUGUAUGGACUUUGCGUAGUCCCACGUCUUCUGUCCUGGAUGCUGGGUGUAAUUCUCAGUAUCUGUCCUUAUUCUGUAUGUAUGGACUCUGCACAGUCCCACGUCUCCUGUCCUGGAUGCUGGGUGUAAUUCUCAGUAUCUGUCCUUAUUCUGUAUGUAUGGACUCUGCACAGUCCCACGUCUCCUGUCCUGGAUGCUGGGUGUAAUUCUCAGUAUCUGUCCUUAUUCUGUAUGUAUGGACUCUGCA